Microbotryum saponariae is the source of this 4077-nucleotide messenger RNA. The record is from the annotation of a GenBank genome assembly. Lineage: Eukaryota; Fungi; Basidiomycota; Microbotryomycetes; Microbotryales; Microbotryaceae.
AUGGCCUCGACCUCGACGAGUGGCCAGCUGCCCCACCACCAGAACGGCGGCAGCAGCUCCUCCCACCACCUCGACGCCGAACCGCUCUCGAACCGUACGUUGCUCGUCCCCUCCCGCCUCGACAACGACGACAUCACCAUCAACCUCGACGACCUCUUCUCGUCCCCCGACGACUCGGAGACGCAGAUCGUCGUCGACCUCUUCAAGGAUGAACGCGCGCCCGUCGUCUUUUGGGUGCGCUUGAUCCAAGAGGCGUGGCGGAUCAAGAGGUAUACGCUCGCGUUGGAGAUGUUGGAGCAGGGCAUAGCCCAUUUGGAUCCAAAGGGCAAGUGUACGCUCCUGUGUCUCAAGGCCAACUAUCUUCUCGCAUUGGCGCGCAAGGCACCCAAGACCGUCCUCUCCCAGCCAAGUCAGUCCAUCCACGCACCUCCAGAGCAUCUCCCCCGCCCCCCGCCCCCCGCCCCCCGAGCCACUCACCCACUCCGAUCAUCACGCAGGAGGAGGUCCCCCCUUGACCCACUCGUCCGAUCCCAACCACCCCGAAUCCAAGCUGCGCGACCCCCACGCACCCCCCAACACCAAAGACGCGCUCUGGCAAGCCGCCGAGGUCUGUAUCGGUAGGGCCGAGGGGACCCACGUCAACGACAAGACCAUCACCGAUCUCAAAGGUCGGUCAUCAUUCCAGGCCAGCUCCAGCCGGUCGCCUGACGCCUCGGCAUCAUGCUCAUCUGCUCGAGAUAUCCGACAGCCGUGCUCAUGCUCGCACGUGGACGAUUGGACGAGGCGUCGAGGCUCUUCGAGUCGAUCCUCGCGACGGAACCGACCCACCUCUACGCGCUCAUGGCAAGGGUGCGCAAUACCCAUCCUACCAGCCCCAAGACGCACGAUUGAACUCAUCUCCUGCCCACCCUCCCCGCAGGCUCGCAUCCUCUUUGCCCGGCGAUCGUUCCGACUCGCGCUCAAAGCGUACCAACAGGUCCUCACCCUCGCACCCAAAUUCCUCCCCGACCCUCGCAUCGGCAUCGGAUUGUGCUGCUGGCUCAUGGGCGAUCGCAAAAAGGCAAAGGCCGCAUGGAACCGAUCCAUCGUCGUUGUGAGUUCCAACGUGCCCUCUUGGCUGUAGACCAAAGAUACUCACAAACCGUCUUUCCUCUUAGCACCCCGACUCGUCGAGCAACUCGGCGACCCUUCUCCUCGGUCUUGCCCACCUCAACACCUCCAAAGACCCCACACUGGCCGGAGGCGAAGAAGCGCGCACCGAAGAAUACUCCCGCGGCAUCGAGUUGAUCCAAGCCGCUUUCAAGAAGGACAACACCAGCGCCGCCGCUCUAGGCGCCUUGGCCAACUUCUUUCUCCUCUCCGGUCGACCGGGCACGAUCAAACUCGCCGAACGUAUGAUCCAAUUCGCCGAUGCGCGCAUCCUCGCUUCGGAAGGUUACCUCCACCUCGCUCGAUCGCUCCAUUCCACGGGUGAUCGAAGCGCCGCUCUGUCCGUUUACCAACAAUCGUCCGAAAUGUUCCCCGACCAAUUGUUGGCGCUCUUAUCCGAAGCGCAGUUCUUGAUCGAAUCCAACAGUUGGCCCGCGGCGGUCAAUUUGUACGAGAACGUUUUGAGGAGGAAUCCUAGAUGCGUAGAAGCGCUUUGUGCGCUCGCUUCGAUUCAUGCCCAUCUGGCCUUUUCCGAUUCGUCAGUCGUCGAUUCCCAGGCCGAACGAAAAAAGGCCAAGGACGCUUACGAUCAAGUUUUGAGGUUGUUCGCAUCCGGUAAGGAGGCCGUCGAAGGCGUGCAGGAUCAUGUCGUCAACAAGUACAUCGCCAAGAGUGAACGCGUCAGGGAAUUGGCCAGGGACGAGCAAAUGUUCGUCGAGAUCGCCAAGGUGUGGGACGAUGAGAUGCAAGGUGGGGAAAGGUGUUCGAGGGCUUACCGCGAAGCCCAGAGGAUCUUGGACGAGAAGAAUGAGAAUGAGGAAGAUGCCGAAUUAGACGGAACGAAGAGGGAGGAAAGGGCACUAUUGGCGACCAGGUUGGCGAACAAUAUCGGCGUGCUUGAAUACCAUCGACAGGAUCCGAUCGCGGCGCAGGAGAGCAUCGAAACGGCUUUGGUCAAGAUUGGCGAACGGAUCACUUCGAGUGGGGGCAAAAUCUCCGAACAGGACGAUGCGGCAUUGAGCGUAUGCACCUACAACCGAGGGGUGAUCCUCGAGGCGUUGGGCGACGACGAACUCGCGAUCAACGAAUGCUACAACCAACUUUUGUCCCAACACCCCGAAUACAUCGAAGCCAAAGCCCGCCUCGCGCUCAUCGCUUUACGUGGAGUGACGGGUCCCCAACGACAAAAUAACUUUGAGCUCGCAAACCAAUACCUCAAGGAGAUGCUCACGACCAAUUCCGCUGCGCUCGAAGUACGUGCUUUGCAAAGUUACUACCUCUACACCGCGGGGUUGUAUCGCAAUUUGAAGGACUUCGCUCGCGCGACGUUGGAGUUGGACGCGAAAGAUGCUUAUGCGCUCACCGCACGAGGGAUCAUCGCUUUCCACGAAGCAAGGGAGAAUCGAGACCCUUCUCGAGAAGGGAGCAAGAUGCGUCAACAGCUGUUCGUCCGUUCGGCACAAUACUUUGAACGCGCUUUACAACAACACAAACAUUGUGCGAUCGCGGCUCAAGGGAUCGCCAUCUUAAUCGCGGAGAAUGUUUUGGGCAGUGGGAUCGAGACCUCGACGAUGACGGGGGAGGUCAAUACGGCGAUGGUGGCGAUGAACAAGAAUACGAGGGAUGCGUUGACGAUUCUGAACAAGGUCAAGGAGAGCGUCAAUGAUGCGAGUGUUUACGUCAAUAUCGGGCAUUGUCAUUUCCAUCGCGAGGAAUUCGAAAGGGCGAUCGAAAGUGUGAGUUCUGCUCCCGUCUCUGGGUGCUUUCCCGCGUUGGGACAAGCGCUGAAUUGCGAACGUGGAACUUCACAGUACGAAACGGCCUCGAAACGUUACCAUAAGGAUCAGGACGCGACAAUCUUGCAAUACCUCGCUCGAGCAUGGUACCACAAAGGAGUCAAGGACCAGUCCUUUAACGACAUCCGUCAAGCCCUCGAAAAAGGUCGUUUGGCGCUCUCACUCCAACCGCGCGAUCUGUCGAUCAAGUACAACAUCGCUUUGAUGCAACAAAAAGGCGUUCAGGUCCUCUUCGACCUUGCUCCCCAACGAAGGACUUUGGAACAAUUGCGUUUGGCGAUUCAGGACGCGAAUGAAUCGCAGGCGUUGUUCCUCGAGUUGCAGAACGACCCUACGGAUCCGGCACCUUAUCAGAAAGAUUUCCCUCGUCAACGCUUCAACUAUGGAAAGGGACUGUUGACUAGAGCGCCUUUGAUCCAAGAAGCGCAAGAAACGUACGAAGCGACGGAACAAGCUGCUGUGGAUCGAGCACGACAAGCGCGUGAGGAAGAACGAAGGAGAAGGGACGAGAUGGAGGCGCAACGGUUAGCUCAAUUGCAGGAACAGGCCAGUCGAUUGGCCGAACAGAGGAAGAGGAUGCAAGAAGAGGCGGCGCAGUGGACUUUAUCGGCUACUUUUGCGGAUAGUGAUGAAGAUGGGUUCGAGGUGGAAGGGAAGGAGAAGAAGAAGAGGGAGAAGAAGAGUGUUGGAGGAGGGAAGAAGAGGGGUAAGAAGGAGAAGAGGGAGGGGUCGGAGAGAGCGGAGAGCUCGAGUGAGGGGGAGGAGGAUAAGCCUAAGAAGAAGAGGGUCAAGGUCAGCCUCCGGGAGGCCAUUAAGGCGCUUGUCUCUGAUCCGCAGUACUGACCAUGCUCUGCUUACGUUUCCCUCGUUCGAACCGCAGGGCAAGUCCAAGAGGGACCGCCGAAAGAGUGAAACUCCAGGAGCGGAGAUGGACCUCGACGAGGAUGGCGAAGAGGCCGUUACCGGUGGCAACAGGAGGAAGAGGAUUGGGCGCGCGUCAAAGAACAUCAAAUCAAAGUCAGUUCAAGUGUCGAGAGCUUGAAGUGCAGAAUCGGAGGAUGGAUACUGAUGGUUCGAGUUGUGCCUUCGGUUUCACAGUGAGUUCAUCGAGUCGUCGGAUGAGGAGGAAUGA